AUGGCAGGCGACGAUAUUGAGCGGUACCUCAAGCAGACGCAUGACCGCGUCUUUGAGAACAACCGGCGCUGGGCCGAGGACAAGAAGAAGCAAGACCCCAACUUCUUCGUCAGCCUGUCGCAAGGCCAGGCCCCCGAAUACCUCUGGAUCGGCUGCAGCGACUCGCGCAUUCCCGCCGAGCAGAUCUCCGGCCUCGAGCCCGGCGAGGCCUUCAUCCACCGCAACAUCGCCAACAUGGUCAACAACAUCGACCUCAACGUUAUGAGCGUCAUCAACUACGCCGUCUGCCACCUGAAGGUCAAGCACAUCGUCAUCUGCGGCCACUACGGCUGCGGCGGCGUCAAGGCCGCCAUGACCGCCAAGGACCUCGGCCUCCUCAACCCCUGGCUCCGCAACAUCCGCGACGUCUACCGCCUGCACGAGGCCGAGCUCGACGCCAUCAAGGACGAGGACUCCCGCUACAACCGCCUCGUCGAGCUCAACGUCAUCGAGCAAUGCCGCAACGUCAUCAAGACCGCCGAUAUCCAACAGUGCUAUGCGAAGAACAAGUACCCCAUCGUCCACGGUUGGGUCUUUGACUUCCACGACGGCCUCCUCAAGGACCUCAAGAUCGACCACGAGGCCAUGCUCCACGAAAUCCAGAAGCUCUACCACCUCCCCGGCGCCGACUUUUAG
Molecule: messenger RNA, 675 nt
Organism: Colletotrichum graminicola M1.001
Lineage: Eukaryota; Fungi; Ascomycota; Sordariomycetes; Glomerellales; Glomerellaceae
Product: carbonic anhydrase
Exons: 1
Coding region: 1-675 (224 amino acids)
Biological process (GO): cellular response to oxidative stress; cellular response to carbon dioxide; carbon utilization
Cellular component (GO): cytoplasm
Molecular function (GO): zinc ion binding; carbonate dehydratase activity
Source: RefSeq, a predicted model, not a curated record